CAGCCCAGCCUCCGCCCCCGGCAGCGGCAGCGAGGUGGAGGGGCUCCCUGCUGCCCGCACCUGCACCCGCGCGUUGGCGACGGCGGCGCCGAGGCCCGGCUCCCCGCCUGCGCGUCUGUCUCGUUCACAUCACCCUCGGGCUCCUGCUCCACGACGUGACCAUGGCCGGGCUGCAGGAGCUGCGAUUCCCUGAGGAGAAGCCACUGCUCCGGGGCCAGGACGCCGCUGAGCUGGAGAACUCCGACACCUUCCUCUUGGCGGUGGACACAGACUGGAAGGAACAUGACAUCGAGACGCCUUACGGCCUUCUGCACGUGGUGAUCCGGGGCUCCCCCAAAGGGAACCGCCCGGCCAUCCUCACCUACCAUGAUGUGGGCCUCAAUCACAAGCUGUGCUUCAACACCUUCUUCAACUUUGAGGACAUGCAGGAGAUCACCAAGCACUUUGUGGUGUGCCACGUGGAUGCCCCUGGUCAGCAGGUGGGGGCGUCACAGUUUCCCCAGGGGUACCAGUUCCCCUCAAUGGAGCAGCUGGCUGCCAUGCUCCCCAGCGUGGUACAGCACUUUGGGUUCAAGUACGUGAUUGGCAUCGGAGUAGGAGCCGGAGCUUAUGUGCUGGCCAAGUUUGCACUUAUCUUCCCCGACCUGGUGGAGGGGCUGGUGCUGAUGAACAUUGACCCCAACGGCAAAGGCUGGAUCGACUGGGCGGCCACCAAGCUCUCCGGCCUGACCAGCACUUUACCUGACACGGUGCUAUCCCACCUCUUCAGCCAGGAGGAGCUGGUGAGCAACACAGAGCUGGUGCAGAGCUACCGGCAGCAGAUCGGGAACGUGGUGAACCAGGCCAACCUGCAGCUCUUCUGGAACAUGUACAACAGCCGCAGAGACCUGGACAUUAACCGGCCUGGAACAGUACCCAAUGCCAAGACACUCCGCUGCCCCGUGAUGCUGGUGGUCGGAGAUAACGCGCCUGCUGAGGACGGUGUGGUGGAGUGCAACUCCAAACUGGAUCCAACCACCACGACCUUCCUGAAGAUGGCAGAUUCCGGGGGGCUCCCCCAAGUCACACAGCCAGGGAAGCUGACUGAGGCUUUCAAAUAUUUCCUGCAAGGCAUGGGCUACAUGCCCUCGGCCAGCAUGACCCGCCUCGCCCGCUCUCGUACCGCGUCGCUCACCAGUGCCGGUUCGGUGGAUGGCAGCCGCCCGCAGGCCUGCACCCACUCGGAGAGCAGCGAGGGGCUGGGCCAGGUCAAUCACACCAUGGAGGUGUCCUGUUGAAGCCCCUAGCCUGGCAGAGAUGCCCACCUGCCCCCGCCCGCAUCGACGUCCCACUGGCAUCCUCGCGCCGGCUCAUUUUCCCUUUAGUUUAUUUUUGUGAAGGCCGGGGGAGGAAAUGGGUUCACUUCUCUUUUGUUAAAAACGUGAGGGGAUUCAUCCUAGAUGCUGCAGCAGAACGGUCUCCAGAUGGUUUGAGAGGCUCGCUCCUCCCCACCCCCACCUCACUCACCUUGUUAACUUGGCUGACUUAGGCCCCUCUUCCAACUCCCCACGGUCUGGGCGGGGCUCAGGGAGGAAGGGGAUCUGCUAAGGAAAGAGUUCAAGUCCUUCUCUGGGCAGGAUCCAGGGUAAUAUCCUGGACUGAAGAAAGCAUGGGAUGACCCCCAUGGGCAGGGCAGGUUUGAAGAUGGGAUGGGGUUUUGAGGUGGUGUGCUGGUACAGCAGGAGCAUGGGGUCCAGCUCAGGCACCGGGGUGACAGGAGACACCACAGGGGAGCACUAGGAGGUAGGGGCCCUGGAGCUCUGCAGGCCCCUUUCUCCCCAUCUCCCCCACCAAGCACAUCUGUUUCUGUCUUUUGCACAUGUGACAAUCAUCUGAACCAUAGCCACAAGGGGGCGCUCUGACCAGGCAGCAGUUUUCCUGGUGCUCUCUGGGCUAGCCUGGUGAUGUAGGGCCAGGCAGACAGGCAGGCAGGGGCUGAACAGGGUUUCUCUGCUCCAGGAAGACCAAACACAGAGGACCUUACAGGCAGGAACCCCACAGACUGUCCCAGCCCACACACUCCACCACCUCGUGGCCCUGUCCCAUGUCUGAGCCAAGGCCCUGAGGUAGAAAGUCACCUGAUCCUGUAUCUCCAUAGGGGCCUGACUUGGGGGCUGAACUUAAAUGCUGGGGUAGCCCAUGAAGGUCGGAUGCACCCCUGAGAACUUCACGGUGUCUGCCUUCAGGAGCCAGUAUGUGACUAGAGACAGUGGUGGCUGAGAUUCCCAGCAGACCCCCUCUUUUGUUCCCACGUUCCAUGGAGGACAACCCAAUCAGCAGCAGUGUGUCCAAGGCCACCAGAAACAUGGUGUUGUUAGGGAGAGUUCUGGUCAAGCUAUGCCAACAUUUUAUGUGGGCAUCACUAAGCAAGAAGAGAUUUUAUCUGGAAAGAAAUGGUCUAAGGUAGUGAGACUUCUGCAGGACCACAUCACCAUCUCAGGACUGUUGGAGUGGCUUGGGCUGGGGCUUGCUGGGUCCUGGGGUGGGAGGUGGAGGUUCCAAAAGAGAACAAGGUCCAGGCAGAGGAGAAAGGCUCUCCAUGUACCCCAGUCCCCUCCUUUCACCUGAAGCCCAGGACUGAGCCACAGACAUCCAACCCACCUGCACCAUCAGGGAGAAUCUCCUGGCCCAGAAACAGGAGCCACUUGUCUUGGAGCCUAAAUCAAUUGCCACAAACUCUAAAACAAGUAAAAGAGCAAUGAUAAAGGCAGUGCUAUGGAGGGGACAGUUGCAUGUGGGGUGCUCUGAGGCUGAGAGGACACCUGCAUCCACAUUUCUGCACAUAUCACCCCCUUCUAGAAUCUUAAGCCAUUACUAGACUGCUCUAGAGCCUGGUGGAGUGUUAGUCUGUCCCCAGUUCUAUUCACUCACGUGCUUCCUUUGAAUAUCAAAUGUGACUGUUUGAAAAGCUGGUAGAAUUAAUCCCUCUUAACUGUAGAUAGCGCUGCAAAUCUUGGAUUUUUUUUUCUGUCUUCUUUCAGAUAAGAUAUCUAUAAAUAUCUAUACAUUAUAUAUAUAUAUAUAUGUAUAUUGGGUCUUCCUGCGUGUGGUUUUCCAUCGGAGGUUGUCUCUUUGGUCAAAGUGAACUUUUAAUGGAAUUUAUUAUUUUCGUGUCUAUAUAAAGCGAAGAACCUAAUUUUGUGUAUUCUGGUGGCUGAUGUCAUGAAACUUUGAGACGACAAAAUGUAAAACAAAUAAAAACCCUUGUCAAAGUAUUAAGAGUUAAGUGUCUGGAAAACUAAUAAACUAAGAAGAAUUUUU
Prionailurus viverrinus (fishing cat) is the source of this 3300-nucleotide messenger RNA. RefSeq names its product NDRG family member 4 (gene NDRG4). Gene Ontology annotation, biological process: positive regulation of ERK1 and ERK2 cascade; signal transduction; brain development. The record is from RefSeq and is a predicted model, not a curated record. Gene Ontology annotation, cellular component: cytoplasm. The transcript has 16 exons. The coding region runs from base 162 to 1277 and encodes 371 amino acids. Lineage: Eukaryota; Metazoa; Chordata; Mammalia; Carnivora; Felidae.